Molecule: messenger RNA, 2023 nt
Organism: Balearica regulorum gibbericeps (East African grey crowned-crane)
Lineage: Eukaryota; Metazoa; Chordata; Aves; Gruiformes; Gruidae
Source: RefSeq, a predicted model, not a curated record
AUUCACAGCAGGGGUAAUAAAGAGGGAAAGGAUGAUACCCUUUGAGCGUUUACUGUGGCGAGCCUGCAGGGGGAACAUCUACCUGAGGUACACCGAAAUGGACACCCCCCUGGAGGACCCUGUGACGAGAGAAGAAGUGAAGAAGAAUGUGUUCAUUAUCUUCUAUCAAGGAGAGCAGCUUAAACAAAAAAUCAAGAAGAUCUGUGAUGGAUUUCGUGCCACAGUCUAUCCCUGUCCAGAAUCUGCCACCGAGCGCCGAGAAAUGCUUGAUGGAGUCAACACAAGGAUUGAGGAUUUAAACACAGUGAUAACACAAACCGAGUCCCACCGCCAGCGACUGCUGCAUGAGGCAGCAGCCAAUCUGUGGUCCUGGGGGAUCAAGGUGAAGAAAAUCAAGGCCAUCUACCACAUCCUGAAUUGCUGUAACAUCGACGUCACCCAGCAGUGUGUCAUUGCAGAGAUCUGGUUCCCAUUGGCUGAUGCUGGCCGGAUAAAGAGAGCUCUCCAUCAGGGAAUGGAGCGCAGUGGCUCUACUAUUGCCCCUAUCCUGACCGCCAUACACACCAGGAUGGCACCACCCACCUUCAACAGGACCAACAAGUUUACAGCUGGAUUUCAGAACAUUGUGGAUGCAUAUGGUGUGGGCAACUACAGGGAGAUGAACCCAGCUCCAUACACUAUCAUUACCUUCCCCUUCUUAUUUGCGGUGAUGUUUGGAGAUUGUGGCCAUGGUGCUGUCAUGCUGGGCUUUGCACUCUGGAUGGUCAUUAAUGAGAAGAGCCUUCUUGCCCAGAAAAGCACUAAUGAGAUCUGGAACACCUUUUUCAGCGGGCGCUACCUGAUCCUGCUCAUGGGCAUAUUCUCCAUGUACACUGGCUUCAUCUACAAUGACUGCUUCUCCAAAUCGUUCAACAUCUUUGGCUCUUCCUGGCAUGUUAUCCCUAUGUUUAAAAAUAGCACUUGGAAUAAGGAUGUGCUUCUGGACAAUACGGUUCUGCAGUUGGAUCCAGCAGUCCCGGGAGUCUACUCUGGAAAUCCAUAUCCAUUUGGAAUAGAUCCGAUCUGGAAUGUUGCAUCGAACAAGCUGACUUUCCUGAACUCCUACAAAAUGAAGAUGUCAGUUGUCAUAGGGAUUGUACACAUGAUUUUUGGGGUGGUACUCAGUCUCUUCAACCACAUCUACUUCAAGAAAUACAUAAACAUUAUCCUUCAGUUCAUUCCAGAGAUGAUUUUUAUUGUCUCUCUUUUUGGCUACCUGGUCUUCAUGAUUAUUUUCAAAUGGUGUCAUUUUGAUGUCCACUCAUCCCAGAGUGCACCGAGCAUCCUCAUCCACUUCAUCAAUAUGUUUCUGUUCAAUUACAGUGAUUCUUCAAAUGCUCCAUUAUAUCUGCAUCAGAAAGAAGUUCAGAGUUUCUUGGUCAUAUUUGCUCUGAUUGCUGUUCCCUGGAUGCUUCUAAUUAAACCUUUCAUCCUCCGAGCCAACCACCAGAAAGCGCAGCGCAUGAUACGAUCUCAAGCCAUCUCAGGAAACCCUCAAGCUGAAAAUGAGGUAGAUUUCCCAGAGACCAGUCACUCCAAGAAAGCUUCCCAGGGAGACCACAGUGGUGGCCAUGGAGGACAUGAGGAUAAUGAUGAAGAGUUCAAUUUUGGAGACACAUUUGUCCACCAAGCUAUCCAUACCAUUGAAUACUGCCUUGGCUGCAUCUCCAACACAGCGUCCUACUUGCGGCUCUGGGCGCUGAGCUUAGCCCAUGCACAACUGUCAGAGGUCCUUUGGACCAUGGUGAUGCACAAUGGGUUCAACAACAGCAGCUGGGCAGGCCUCAUCAUCAUCUUCAUCAUCUUCGCGGCAUUUGCAGUGCUGACAGUAGCCAUCCUGCUUGUCAUGGAGGGGCUGUCAGCCUUUCUGCAUGCCUUGCGUUUGCACUGGGUGGAGUUCCAAAACAAGUUCUACGUGGGAGCUGGGUACAAAUUUUCUCCAUUCUCCUUCAAGUACAUCAUCGAUGGCACCGCAGAAGAGUGA